Messenger RNA from Laccaria bicolor S238N-H82, 1449 nucleotides. RefSeq lists its product as uncharacterized. NCBI's taxonomy places the organism in Eukaryota, Fungi, Basidiomycota, Agaricomycetes, Agaricales, Hydnangiaceae. Bases 115 to 1449 code for a protein of 444 amino acids. The transcript has 10 exons. The record is from RefSeq and is a predicted model, not a curated record.
GAGCUGGUUCUCUGUCCGUCACCUACAUAAAUCCGUGCAGCGCACUCGCCUUUUCUCGUUUUUCUCGACAAACUAUCUUGACUACCUUCCCUACCCCCUCAUUCUCUCCUCACUAUGCAACCGAAAUUCCUCGCCCUUGUGCCCCUUGUGUCCCUCCUGGCCUCUUUCGUCGCUGCGUAUCCAUCCAUCGACGCCGCGGCAUUAAUGGAACGUGGUUACGAUGAGGGGGAAGGCUUGAUGUUCGCUCGCGAGUACGACUUUGCUGACGCCCUCGAAAUGCGGGACUUUGACGAGCUCGAAAUGCGGGCCUUUGAUGAUGAGCUUGAAACGCGUGACUUUGACGACGAGCUCGAAAUGCGCGGCUUUGAUGACGACCUCCUCGAGAUGCGAGAGUUUGACGAACUCGACGCGCGUGACUUGGAGGACCUCUUGGAGCGUGGUCUGUUCAGCAAGUCCACCCCUGAAGAGAAGAAGCAGAAAGAGGAAGAGAAGAAGAGGAAAGCAUUGAUAAAAGCCAGCAGGACCGAGCAGAAAACGAUCGACAAAGCUAAUGCGAAGUCGUCGCUCAGCAUCCAGUGUAUCAACUGUGGGAGCUGGGAAGGGAAGAUUACGGCUAGGAUCCAGAAGGCGUGGAAAAGCGACGCCAAUAUCAAGAAGUUUGAGAACUGUCAAGCGACGACGAAGGAUUAUAAUGGAGGCCAGAUGAUUACAGCUCGUUACUACAACGGCAAUAACCUCCUCACUUUUGUCGCUCAGCCACGUGCUCCUCAAUUUGGCACGUCUCUUUCUUCAUCGAUUACCAUGCGCAUCGCGACCUUCAACAUCCGCUAUGACUGCAAGCCUGACAACAUCAGUAUUCAACAGUCCCUAGAUGCUUUACUCAACACAGACCCUCUCAAAGAAGUCGCAUUCCAGAGCUUGAAGGGCGAACAACCAUGGAGCGCCCGCCGAAUCCGCGUCGCUAACCAUAUUCUCGACGAGGGGGCAAUCCUGGCUGCUUUCCAAGAGGCUUUAUUCCGCCAAGUGACCGAUGUUGCUGAGCUGCUCGGGGACGGCUGGGCAUGGGAGCGUAGUCAUUGGCAACUACUGUCUGAGCUCCAGUUGAUCGCGAAUGAUAAUUUCUGGCUCUCCACAUCUACGGGAUCAGAUUCAGGCGGGUAUAAAAUCACCACGGGCGCGUCUCCACCUCUUCCCGUCGACUCGGCGUUCGCCAAGAAAUAUAGCGUGAGGCAGGACCAGCUGCCUCACUUUCGUAUGUUGGAUUUGCGUGCGGAGACACUGCGACAGAAUGUUUCUGCCAAUUUCGCAACGUUCACGGGAUUCAGAGGGCCAAGUGAUACCUCGGACUGGUCGCGCAUUGAUUUUAUUUUUGGAGGGAGUAAUAAAGGAUGGACCUCUAAUUCUUAUGUGGUUCAAAGUCAUUCUAACGAGAAUCAAGGCGAAACUUAG